AAGAUAUUACAAUGCAUUCAGACUAUGCCAUACGCAAAAACACAAAAUUUCCCGCCUGACACCUAUCAUUUCAUGCGCGGCGCCAUGUUGUCAUUGGGGAGACGCUCUAGCUGCUAGACCUCUGCCACUGCUUUAAAACAGAGCCACCGAGGAGAGCUGCUGGCUCUACCUUUUGUGUGCCAAGUCACACAACACCGUCAAAAUUACCCGAAGACGGAGAGGACGAAGGCGCAAGGGAGCGUCGACGAUGGAGGCCAACGCAGCAUCACCACCAGAGGCAUCAGGGGCAGGGGCAGUGGCAGCAAUAUUGGCAGGAAAACCAGACCCAGUAGAAGCCUCAGCAGGAAUUGAUGCGAUAAUAGCAACGGUCGCAGCAGAGGCAUCAGCGGUAGUAGCGGAAGUAGCGGCAAGCUCAAGGAAGAAGAAAAAUCCGAAGGCAGAAGCUGGUGGGCAGGACACUGGAGAGGAAGAGGAAGGCCUAAGCGAGGAGAUGAAGGCGAAAAUAGAGGCUGCGAAACAGAAGACGCUGAAUGCUCUUAAUGUUGUCAGGGGCACCUUGGAUGGCCUCUCGAAUUAUCAACAGCAGCUGCAUCAGUUAGGGGACGAACAGCUGAGGCUUGAAGAGCAGAUGAAGGAGGCAAUAGAGAACUCGAGGAGAAUGAGGGCCAGGAUCAGGGAGGAGCAGGAGAGAGUAAUUGCACUCCAAGAACAAGCGCAUGUCAUGGAGCCAGAGGAUGACGGGGAGGGGCGAAGAGUCUAAUGGACUAAUUUACUGUUACUACUUUUAUUGUUAUUUUUUUAUUGUAAUUUCUGUUCUUUAUCAUCCCUAGUAGCAACAGCACUUGUUGCAUUAGCAGCAUUAGUAGUAGAUUUCACAGUGUCGUCAUUCCAAGGACAUUUCACAGUUAUUCUUCCCUCAUGCACCGCAGACAUAAAAUUACGUGUGUAAGGGAGAGAGUCUUGACAUAUUAAGUUUUUUAUUUAUUUAAGUGGUUUUGAUGUCUUCAUUUACAACAUUACUUGGUUUUUCAUUCAUUAUUUUUAUUUUUAUUUAUUUAUUUAUUUAUUUAUUUAUUCUUUUUUUUAACUAGUAUGUUAUGUGUGUGUGUGUGUGUGUGUGUGUGUGUGUGUGUGUGUGUGUGUGUGUGUGUGUGUGUGUGAGUGAGUGCUUGAGAGACGGAGCAGAUUUGCGCUCUCUUUAUUCGACACGCCAGCUUGUAAAGGAUUAGUCUGUGUUCAAGAAGGAAGUUAAUAAAGAGAGGAGACAAGGAAAAAAAAA
This is a messenger RNA of Scylla paramamosain (green mud crab), 1279 nucleotides long. RefSeq lists its product as uncharacterized. The transcript has 2 exons. Lineage: Eukaryota; Metazoa; Arthropoda; Malacostraca; Decapoda; Portunidae. The record is from RefSeq and is a predicted model, not a curated record. Bases 248 to 760 code for a protein of 170 amino acids.